AUGCUCUGGAAGACGCGUCUGUUUGGUGUCAAAUGUGUGUUAUGUGGUCUAUUGCCAUUCCAAAUAUCAAGUGAUAAUGGAAAACAAUCAGAAAAAUCCGCGUCUAUGUUCGACCGUGAAAGGUAUGCUUUAACUGGAAGAGAGAGACUCUACCGAAUGUUUAGUAUGGACGAAGGUGGUUCAUUUAGUCCCGAAUUGAUACGUUCGUAUCAAGCUACUGUAUUUGGAGCUUUCGUGGGAGCCACAUACGGUGGGUACCGUAGCACAAAACAAUCGCCUGAAGUGAAACAACAAAGCAAUGCCCUUGCUUUGAAAGAGAAAGUGCAUGGGAGAAACUUAUCACCAGAUGGUCAGGAGAUUGUUGUUAACUUCAUCAAAGGCGGUUUUCGUUGGGCGUGGAGGGUUGGGUUGUUGUGUGGCUCUCUUACCUUACUGACCACAGCUGUGUCCGAGUAUAGAGGUCAUUCUGGAAUCCUGGAAUAUUCAGUUGCAGGUGCUGUUUUAGGUCCAUGGUUGGGGUGGAAAAGUGGUGUGAGGUUAAUGGCGAUGGGAGGGGUGUUAGGAAUUGUGAUAGGCACUGCAGGUGGAUGUGUAAUGUAUGCUGCCCACACAGUCGGUGGAACAACCACAGAAGAGACUUAUUUCUGGCAACAUGGUUAUAAAGAAACUCAGCUUAAACAUUCCAAAGAUAGGUUGAAAAAACUGAAAGAAGAAAGCAGAGUGUUUCUUGAAUCUAAUGGAGAAGGAUUAGACAAUUCUACAAACUCAAAUAAAGCCUCUAAUCAAUGA
Messenger RNA from Gryllus bimaculatus (two-spotted cricket), 789 nucleotides. The record is from the annotation of a GenBank genome assembly. Lineage: Eukaryota; Metazoa; Arthropoda; Insecta; Orthoptera; Gryllidae.